UUUGGUAGUGACAUUCAGUUUCUAAUAGUUUCUUCAUUGUUUUGUGCGUUUUCCAGUGCAGUUUUACAAAAACAAUCACCUGUGCAUAUCUCAAUUUCACAGAGAUCGUCAUCAGACUUCCGUGAAGAAAACUAUUUAAAAAAAAAUUUGUUUAUUCUCAUAAAAGCUUAUAAAUCGCAGCGCAAUGAUGACAAACAGAUUCGCGUUCUGUGCUUUGGCAUUGCUGAUCAUUUGCCUGUUGGCCAUCUCAAGGACCGAUGCAGCCCCCAUGCCCAGGUAUCAAAGCUCGAACAACGGCUACGGCGGAUACAACGAGCUCGAGGAGGUGCCCGAUGACCUUUUAAUGGAGUUGAUGACACGCUUUGGACGCACCAUAAUUCGAGCACGUAACGACUUGGAGAAUCCAAUCUUCAACAGCUCGAAGCGGACAGUGGACUUUGGACUGGCGCGCGGCUAUUCUGGAACUCAGGAGGCGAAACAUCGCAUGGGUCUGGCAGCAGCCAACUUUCCCGGCGGACCAGGACGAAGGCGACGUUCGGAGACCGAUGCUUAAAUGGGCAAUUACGAUGAUAACGAUGAUAUGAAAGCUACAAGAAAUUAACAACUAUAGCAUUUAUUUUUGAUUUCAAAUUAACUUUAUCUUAAUUAUUAUUUUGAACGUAUUCCACAAAAUUUGCCAGAAUAUUAACUAAAUUCAAUUUAAUUGUAUUUCUAUGGCUAUUAAGUAUUACGCACUGUAUAUACAUACAUGUAUACAUAUAUACUUUUAACGCACAAGCGUGGAAAAUAUCGAAAAUAUUCGCGUUACAGUUAAAGAAAAACAAAACAAACAAACAAGUUCUCAAAUACAUACAUUAGUGUUACAUAUAUACAUGUAUGUAUUGCAAAAAUAUACCAAUGCAAGGUACAUAAAUCUAUAUAACAAUAUACGUUAAACCGUUGCUCCAAAGUUGAUAGAGUUUAUGCACCCUCAAUCAAUUAAUACCAAGAUCAUGAUACCCUCUCGCUCUCUCGCUCGUUUUAAUGUUUAACACAUACCAAAGAAGAAAAAAGAAAAAGAAAGAAACAAUGAACAAAUUAAUCAACUAUUUAGUGAAAAUAUUAAUAUAAGUAUGAUACUAAAAUAAACAACUUAUUGAACUGUAUAAAACUCGCGCAAAAAAUCUUUAAAUAGGUAUGCCUUAGUAUUAGCACACUCAAUUACACACACUCACACUGAAAUACACAUACGUACACACACACA
Drosophila grimshawi is the source of this 1243-nucleotide messenger RNA. RefSeq names its product diuretic hormone class 2 (gene Dh31). Gene Ontology annotation, biological process: body fluid secretion. Lineage: Eukaryota; Metazoa; Arthropoda; Insecta; Diptera; Drosophilidae. Bases 185 to 553 code for a protein of 122 amino acids. Gene Ontology annotation, molecular function: diuretic hormone activity; G protein-coupled receptor binding. The record is from RefSeq and is a predicted model, not a curated record. The transcript has 4 exons.